Andrographis paniculata is the source of this 2481-nucleotide messenger RNA. RefSeq names its product putative pectinesterase/pectinesterase inhibitor 28. The coding region runs from base 1 to 2481 and encodes 826 amino acids. The transcript is spliced from 3 exons. The record is from RefSeq and is a predicted model, not a curated record. Gene Ontology annotation, molecular function: pectinesterase activity; pectinesterase inhibitor activity. Gene Ontology annotation, biological process: cell wall modification. NCBI's taxonomy places the organism in Eukaryota, Viridiplantae, Streptophyta, Magnoliopsida, Lamiales, Acanthaceae.
AUGGAAAAGAAGCUCGUGAUAGUCAUCGUCUGUUCAGUGAUGCUGGUGGCGAUGAUCGUGGCCCUCGUCGCGCUUAAUCUCGCCGGCGGCGAGGAGGAAGAGCCGCCUGACGUGGCGGCGUCCCGGAAGGCGAUCAUAACAAUAUGCGACACCACGGAUUACAAGGAGACUUGCGUCGAAAGCCUCCGGUCGGCCGGGACGAACUCCACCGAUCCCCGGGAACUAAUUCAGUUCAUCUUCCGGGCGGCAAUCGACUAUGUCAGAAAGGUGGCCGGAAAUUCGAGCGUGAUCCGCCGCCUCGAGAGCGAUCCGAGGGGGAAAUCAGCUCUCGAAACGUGCGAAGAGCUCGCAAACCACGCUGCUGGCGAUCUCGACCGGGCAUUGGCCAAAUUCAACAGCUUUGACGUGACGAAAGUCGACGACAUCCUCCUCGACUUGAAGAUUUGGAUCAGCGCUGCCGUCACGAACCAGGAGACGUGCCUCGACGGCUUCGACGACGUCCCCGGAGACUCCGGCCGGAGAAUGAGGGAAGCUAUGACAACUAGUAUGGAGAUGAGCAGCAAUGCCCUUGCUAUGGUCGAAGAACUCUCGACUUAUCUCGAGUCUCUUUAUAUAGGCCUCGGGUUUCAAAGCUACAGGCAACGUCGUCUCCUCUCGUUAGGGAAUCCGGCCGCCGGAGGAUUCCCCGACUGGGUGGACUUUAACGGCCGGAAACUUCUAACCUCCCCGCCGCAACACAUCAAGCCGAAUCUCGUCGUUGCGAAAGACGGAAGCGGCAAGUACGCGACUAUAAACGAGGCAUUGAAAGACAUCCCAAAGGAUAAAAAUGAAAUAUUCAUAUUAUACGUAAAAGAAGGCGUUUACGAUGAGACAAUUAAGAUCGGCAGUAGUUUGAGACAUCUGAUGCUGGUCGGCGACGGGCCGACCAGAACAAAAAUAACUGGAAAACUAAACUAUGUUGAUGGCGUCAACACCUACAACACGGCAACUUUUGCUAUCCACGGAGACGGCUUCUUCGCGAGGGACAUCGGGUUCGAGAACUCGGCCGGGCCGGAAAAGCAUCAGGCGGUGGCGCUGCGAGUAAGCGCCGAUAAGGCCGUGUUCCACAACUGCCGUGUCGACGGCUAUCAGGACACGCUCUACGCGCACACGUAUCGACAAUUCUACCGCGACUGCGUCGUCUCGGGGACUAUCGACUUCGUCUUCGGCGACAGCGCCGUCGUCUUCCAAGGCUGCACGAUGCUGAUCCGGAAGCCGUUGCCGAACCAGCAAUGCGUCGUCACGGCGCAGGGCCGGAAGGAUGUUCGCCAGCCGACGGGAUUAGUCCUCCAAAAUUGCACGAUCAAAGGCGACGACGAGUAUAACACGGUGAAGGGCACAACAGAGUCGUUCCUUGGCCGGCCGUGGAAACAAUACUCUAGGACGAUUAUAAUGGAGUCGUUCGUCGACUAUCCGAUCCGGCCGGAGGGAUGGGCGCCGUGGAACGGCGAAUUCGCGACCGAUACUCUGUUCUACACCGAAUUCAACAAUCGAGGUCCCGGCGCGCCGAAGAUGGGCCGGAUUAAAUGGCACGGCAUUAAGGAGCUCCCGCCGGAUCGGAUUGAGCGGUUCACUGCUGCGGAGUUUCUCGAUGCCAACCGGUGGAUGCCGCCGACGAAGGUCCCGUACGCUCCCGGAUUCAUCUUCCCGGUCCCGAAGGAAGAUCCGAACGUCAAGUACUCGCCGGUGGCGCCGGAAGAAACCAAAGAUUUGGGAUCGGUGGUUGAAGCAGAAGCUAUAGCUUCGCUGUCGCCGUCGCCGAAAUCAGCCCCGCCGGAGACUGUUCCGAUUGCUUCUCCGACGAUGUCAUCGCCGGCAAGCAGUCCUGCCGGCACGGCAACAUCGGCUCCUUCACCGGCGGGAACAAUUAAUUUCCCGACGAUAUCUCCGGUCAAUCCAGUUUCGGCUCUUCCUCCGGCGGGGGCAGUUAAUAUUCCGACGAUAUCUCCGGUCAAUCCAGUUUCGGCUCUUCCUCCGGCGGGGGCAGUUAAUAUUCCGACAAUAUCUCCGGUCAAUCCAGUUUCGGCUCUUCCUCCGGCGGGGGCAGUUAAUCUUCCUACGAUAUCUCCGGUCAAUCCAGUUUCGGCUCUUCCUCCGGCGGGGGCAGUUAAUCUUCCUACGAUAUCUCCGGUCAAUCCAGCUUCGGCACCUCCUCCGGCGACGGUUCAAAUUGAUUCUCCGGCCAUGUCUCCGGUCAAUCCAGCUGCGGUUACGAUUGUUUCUCCGAAUACAAUCAGUCCUACUGCGACUCCAGCUUCAGCACCUGAGGUUGGUUCUCCGGUACCGGCGAGUUCUGGUGUUCCGGCAAUGUCUCCUAGCGGCAGUCCUGCUUCGGAUCUACCAGACAACAAAAUCAGUCCAGAAUCAGAUUCUGCUUCGAAGUUUGAGUCAUUCGUAAGGGAAUCGUUGUUCGGUGUUUCUUCUCCCAUGCCUUACGGUUAG